AUGGCUUCCAUUUCCAUGACCGAGAGGGCCACAAGCGGUAGCACUGGAUCAAAUGUAGACCCUUUGUUAACUAGACACCAGGUGAUUGAAAUUCAUCCAUUGGAUAACAUCAAAGUUGACCUGAAUGAGGAGGGAACAGUUAGAAGACGGACAGUAGGCACAAAUAAUCUGAAGGCAAACAAAACCGUGUUACUCAUGGGAGCGACUGGAGUAGGAAAAUCAACUCUCAUCAAUUAUAUUGCCAACUACAUCCUUGGGGUCAAUUUCGAGGACAACAAAAGAUUCCAAUUAAUCCCAGAUGAAAAAAAGAGUCAAACUGCAUCUCAAACUACUGCCAUCACUGUGUAUGACAUCUUUGGCCAUGAAGGGGACUGUGUUCCUUUUUCAGUUACAAUCAUCGACACCCCAGGAUUUGGAGACACAAAUGGGAUUGAACAAGAUCAACUCAUUACUAAAAACCUUCAAGAAUUGUUUGAGUCCAAAAAUGGAGUGCACCAAAUUGAUGCCGUGUGUUUUGUUGUUAGAGAGGAUGAGGUUCGUCUCACCCUCACCCAACGCUACAUCUUUGAGUCCAUCCUUUCCAUAUUUGGAAAAGACAUUGAAAACAAUAUCCUUGCACUUAUCACAUUUGCAAGAGGAGAUCAGCUGAUCCACAAAUAA
Messenger RNA from Oncorhynchus nerka (sockeye salmon), 660 nucleotides. RefSeq lists its product as uncharacterized. NCBI's taxonomy places the organism in Eukaryota, Metazoa, Chordata, Actinopteri, Salmoniformes, Salmonidae. The transcript has 3 exons. Gene Ontology annotation, molecular function: GTP binding. The coding region runs from base 1 to 660 and encodes 219 amino acids. The record is from RefSeq and is a predicted model, not a curated record.